AUGAACCUCAUCAAAGAUUAUUUGUUACAUCGACAGUUCUUCUAUUCUACCAACCCCGGCCUUAGUUGUCUCAUGUCUUCCUACCAAACCUCAUCAGACAAAGAUUAUUUGUUGCACCGGGGCAAUGACCAGUACAUCAGCCAACAGACUGACCACUACAUCAGCCAACAGAGUGACCACUACAUCAGCCAACAGAGUGACCAGUACAUCAGCCAACAGAGUGACCAGUACAUCAGCCAACAGAGUGACCAGUACAUCAGCCAACAGACUGACCACUACAUCAGCCAACAGAGUGACCACUACAUCAGCCAACAGAGUGACCACUACAUCAGCCAACAUCCAGAGAGUGACCACUACAUCAGCCAACAUAGUGACCACUACAUCAGCCAACAGAGUGACCACUUCAUCAGCCAACAGAGUGACCACUACAUCAGCCAACAGAGUGACCACUACAUCAGCCAACAGAGUGACCACUACAUCAGCCAACAGAGUGACCAGUACAUCAGCCAACAGACUGACCACUACAUCAGCCAACAUCCAGAGAGUGACCACUACAUCAGCCAACAUAGUGACCACUACAUCAGCCAACAGAGUGACCACUACAUCAGCCAACAUCCAGAGAGUGACCACUACAUCAGCCAACAGAGUGACCACUACAUCAGCCAACAUCCAGAGAGUGACCACUACAUCAGCCAACAGAGUGACCACUACAUCAGCCAACAGAGUGACCACUACAUCAGCCAACAGAGUGACCACUACAUCAACCAACAGACUGACCACUACAUUAGUCAACAGAGUGACCACUACAUCAGCCAACAUCCAGAGAGUGACCACUACAUCAGCCAACAGAGUGACCACUACAUCAGCCAACAGAGUGACCACUACAUCAGCCAACAGAGUGACCACUACAUCAGCCAACAGAGUGACCACUACAUCAGCCAACAGAGUGACCAGUACAUCAGCCAACAGACUGACCACUACAUCAGCCAACAUCCAGAGAGUGACCACUACAUCAGCCAACAUAGUGACCACUACAUCAGCCAACAGAGUGACCACUACAUCAGCCAACAUCCAGAGAGUGACCACUACAUCAGCCAACAGAGUGACCACUACAUCAGCCAACAUCCAGAGAGUGACCACUACAUCAGCCAACAGAGUGACCACUACAUCAGCCAACAGAGUGACCACUACAUCAGCCAACAGAGUGACCACUACAUCAACCAACAGACUGACCACUACAUUAGUCAACAGAGUGACCACUACAUCAGCCAACAUCCAGAGAGUGACCACUACAUCAGCCAACAGAGUGACCACUACAUCAGCCAACAGAGUGACCACUACAUCAGCCAACAGAGUGACCACUACAUCAACCAACAGACUGACCACUACAUUAGUCAACAGAGUGACCACUACAUCAGCCAACAGAGUGACCACUACAUUAGCCAACAGACUGACCACUACAUCAGACAACAGAGUGACCACUACAUCAGCCAACAGACUGACCACUACAUCAGCCAACAAAGUGACCACUACAUCAGCCAACAGAGUGACCACUACAUCAGCCAACAGAGUGACCAGUACAUCAGCCAACAGACUGACCACUACAUCAGCCAACAGAGUGACCACUACAUCAGCCAACAGAGUGACCACUACAUCAGCCAACAGAGUGACCACUACAUCAGCCAACAGAGUGACCACUACAUCAGCCAACAGAGUGACCACUACAUCAGCAAACAGAGUGACCACUACAUCAGCCAACAGAGUGACCACUACAUCAGCCAACAGAGUGACAAAUACAUCAGCCAACAGAGAGACCACUACAUCAGCCAACAGACCAACAGAGUGACCACUACAUCAGCCAACAGAGUGACCACUACAUCAGCCAACAGAGUGACCACUACAUCAGCCAACAGAGUGACCACUACAUCAGCCAACAGAGUGACCACUACAUCAGCCAACAGAGUGACCACUACAUUAGAUAAACAGAGUGACCACUACAUCAGCCAACAGAGUGACCACUACAUCAGCCAACACCCAGAGACUGACCACUACAUCAGCCAACAGACUGACCACUACAUCAGCCAACAUCCAGAGAGUGACCACUACAUCAGUCAACAGAGUGACCACUACAUCAGCCAACAGAGUGACCACUACAUCAGCCAACAGAGUGACCACUACAUCAGCCAACAGAGUGACCACUACAUCAGCCAACAGAGUGACCACUACAUCAGCCAACAGAGUGACCACUACAUCAGCCAACAAACUGACCACUACAUCAACCAACAGAGUGACCACUACAUCAGCCAACCGACUAACCACUAA
Molecule: messenger RNA, 2322 nt
Organism: Physella acuta
Lineage: Eukaryota; Metazoa; Mollusca; Gastropoda; Physidae
Source: RefSeq, a predicted model, not a curated record